Messenger RNA from Daktulosphaira vitifoliae (grape phylloxera), 1441 nucleotides. RefSeq lists its product as uncharacterized. The coding region runs from base 150 to 1265 and encodes 371 amino acids. The transcript is spliced from 5 exons. The record is from RefSeq and is a predicted model, not a curated record. NCBI's taxonomy places the organism in Eukaryota, Metazoa, Arthropoda, Insecta, Hemiptera, Phylloxeridae.
AAAACUGUAUUCAAACCAGUAAUACUUAACAUUCAUUUCAACAUUUAAUUAGUCAAAAAUUUACUACUGUAUAGUACAGUUUGUAAAAAAAUUAUAGUAAUUUUUUACAUUUCAUACUUAAUAGUUUACAUUUGUAUUAAUGUAUAGUAAUGUUGCUUUUAAAAAAAAAAUUAAUAUGUUUUAUACUUUUUUUGGCUCAAAUGAAUGAAGAAGCACCAAGAGUUUUAGCAAAAGGUAGAAGUUCUAAUGACGCAAAUGUCAUUAAAACAUUUUUUAAAAAUGUACCCUGGCAACAUUUAAAUGAUGUUACUAAUGUUAAGUAUUUAAACAAAUAUUAUAAAAUAGAAUAUAUUUUAGAAUUACCUUUUAAUCGUAAAACUUAUGUAAAAAAAUUAAGAAUUGCCACUAUAUUUCUUGGUUGUUCAUAUGCCAACGAUUUAAAAUACAUUUUAUUUAUGUUAAGAAAUGUAACUAAUUACUGUAGAAGUUUAAAUAACCACAAAAAACUGUAUAACUGCUCUAUAGAAAUAAUAAACAAUGCACUUAAAACGAUUCAAUUGGAAAAAAAAUUGAAAGGGGCUAUGGAUGUUAUCGAUAGUUAUCACACUACACCAAUGAAAGAAAAUAAUUUUGUUCAUUAUUUAAUGAGUUCAUUUUUUGAUACUUAUCAUUAUAUUAAAGAGCGAUUAAACGCAUGGCCACCUUCGCAGCACGAUUCAUCAAAAACAAUAUUAACUUUAAAGGUACUCUAUAAAUAUUUAAAUCAAUAUAUUGGAAUUAUAGAAAAAGAAAUUGAACCAUAUUGUACUAUAAACUCCGUGGAUCUAAGCUUGUUGUGGCAUGAUUGGUACAAAAAUAACAAAACAGAAAUGUCUCAACAUCCAAACGAAAAUUUUUAUCAAUUUAUUAAUAAGAAAGUUAGAGAUAAAAUACACGAAACAGUUAUAAAUAAGUUUUUUGAUUUAGGUUUUCUAUUUAAUGUUCAGACCGAAAAGGUUUCUAUACCAGAUAUUUUGUUAGAUAUUAAUAAAGAAAUCAAUACAAGUAAAUUAGCUAAUAAAACUAUCGAGUUAAACAAAAUUUCCUAUGAAUCAGUAGGUAAUAGUCAAGCUAAAAUAGACGAAAACUUCAAUUCAGAAAAAUCAUUUCCGUAUAAUGAAGCUAAUAAGGAAGAAAAUCAAAAAAAUACUGAAACUGCGGAAGUUUCAAAACCAGUUCAGAUUGCUUUUAUGACUAACGGUAAACCAUUUUAUACGUUUUUUUGAAGUUAAAAAAUGAACACUUAUUUGUAAUUUACAACUUUUCUAACACUUCACUUGGAAUUUUUUCAAUUUUUUUGUUAAAAUAAAAAUUGUAUUUUAUGUAUAAAUAGUACUUAAUAUAAUGUAACUUUUAAAUGGAUUAAUUAAAAAAGCUCAAAUAUAUCAAUAUUUAAUGUGCU